Molecule: messenger RNA, 2201 nt
Organism: Drosophila bipectinata
Lineage: Eukaryota; Metazoa; Arthropoda; Insecta; Diptera; Drosophilidae
Biological process (GO): lipid catabolic process
Molecular function (GO): lipase activity
Source: RefSeq, a predicted model, not a curated record
UACAGGUGCGUUUAAUAAACCAUUCCAAUAAAAGUCUCACGAUGAGAUUGUGCUUCCUAGUAUUGGGCUGCGUGAUAGCUGCUAGUGCCUGGCCGGUCAAUGAAAUUUCGCUGCGAGUUCAUGGCCUCAACGGCUGGUAUGUGCCCCAAGUAGCUGGCGGUCUGAAAUGGGUCACCAAGUCGGAAGGAGAACGCGAGGUGGCUUCUUACGAGACGGCACUGGAAGGUCGUUUGUCGACCAACACUGUGAAGUUUUACUUGUACACUCGGACAAACCCCACUGCAGGACAAGAGAUCAAGGCCACCCAGGCCUCAAUUGAUGCUUCCAACUUCAAUCCCGAAAAUCCCACCAGGAUAACCAUCCAUGGCUGGAAUUCCAACUACAAAGAUGGAGUCAACACCAGAAUAGCCAACGCCUGGUUCCAGUACGGAGACUACAACAUGAUUGCCGUGGACUGGGCUCGUGGCAGAUCGUUGGAGUACGCCUCUUCUGUGGCCGGAGCCCCAGGAGCUGGCAAGAAAGUUGCCGACCUUGUGGAUUUCCUGGUGGAGAACAAAAACCUGAACCUGGACAACUUGGAAGUGGUUGGCUUUAGUCUGGGCGCCCAUGUUGCUGGCUUCACGGCCAAGAAUGUGGCUAGCGGAAAGGUCGGCAAAGUGGUGGGCUUGGAUCCCGCCUCCCCACUGAUUAGUUACACGAACACCGAGAAACGUCUGGCCAGCGAUGAUGCCCAGUACGUGGAGGCCAUCCACACCAAUGGCGGUACCUUGGGCUUCACCAAGACCAUCGGACAGGCAGACUUCUACAUGAACGGUGGCAAGUCUCAGCCUGGCUGUGGAAUCGACAUCACCGGCAGCUGCUCGCACACCCGCGCAGUUCUCUACUAUUCGGAGGCGCUGCUGUGGAACAACUUCCCCUCGAAGAGGUGCGAGACCUACCAGCAGGCCAACAAGAACUCUUGCGGAGAUCAGUUCAGCACAGUUAAGAUGGGAGCCUUUGUGAACUCCGUUAUUGCCGAGGGCAUCUUCUACGUCCCGGUUAACAAGGAAUCUCCAUAUGGCUUUGGCGAGAAGGCGGAUGAGACUACUGCUUCUCCGGAGGUCACUACAACUCCCAAGGAAAAUGGAGGUGAGGAAACCACUGAGGGGUCGGGUGGAGAGGAAACUACGGCUGCUCCUGGAGGUGAAGAAACUACUGCUGCUCCCGGAGGUGAUGAGACCUCUGCUGCCCCUGGAGGUGAGGAAACUACAGCUGCUCCCGGAGGUGAGGAGACAACAGAAGGAUCAGGAGGUGAAGAGACCACUGCUGCUCCUGGAGGAGAAGAGACUACUGCAGGUUCCAGUGGAGAAGAAACAACUGCUGCUCCUGUAGAUGAGGAGACUACAGAGGCUUCGAGUGGUGAAGAAUCUACUGCUGCACCAGGAGGUGAGGAGACUACAGAAGGUUCAGGAGGAAAGGAGACCACUGAUUCUCCUGGAGGAGAAGAAACAACAGCUACUCCUGGGGAAGAGGAGACUACUGAUGGGUCAAGUGGCGAAGAAACUACUGCUGUUCCUGGAGGUGAGGAAACCACAGCUACCCCAGAAGAAGUUGAGACAACUGUUGCCCCUGGAGAUGGAGAAGAGACCACCGGCGCAGAAGAUGAUGAGACUACAGAGACUCCCGGAGGCAAUGACGACGACUCGACUACCGGAGAACCGGAAGAGGUACCCACGACCUCAACCAUCGUUCCAGAGACUCCAACCGUCACCACAACCACUGAGGAGCUCACCACCACAACCGUAGUUCCAGAGACUCCUACCGUCACCACAACCACUGAGGAACCCACCACCACAACCGUCGUCCCAGAGGCUCCAACCGUCCCCACAACUACUGAGGAACCCACCACCACAACCGUCGUUCCAGAUACUCCAACCGUCACCACGACCACUGAGGAGCCCACCACUACAACUAUCGUUCCCGAUACGACCACGACCAGCUCACCCCCCGACGACGACAAGAAACCACCUAGCAGUUCCAAAAACAUUUUCAUUUUCAACGUAUUUCUGGUCAACGUUAAAGUCGAGAAGUAAAUCAAUAACCAAAAACAUUCCGUAGCUGAAGUCCCCGCCAACUGAGCGCGGAAAAGUUUGCAAUAAAGUCCAAACCAAUAUCGCAUUUCCAAUAAAACCCUAGAACAUAAAAGGGGCGGGCUAAAGGAA